GACAGUGCGUGCAGUGGCGUGUUGCUUCAUCUUCUGCGGAGAGUUUGUUGCCCAUGGAUCGACUGAUAUAAAGUAGCAGCCCAAACAAUACCACAGACGUACUCACUAGCAGAAAGCCUUGGAUAUGACAAUCAUUAAAACAAGACAGUUGUCCGAUGCUGGCAUUGAAAAUUAAAAGCAUUACAACAGAAGUGUCAGGCAGUCUCGGAGUCGCUUGCACAUGCUCGCCAUGGCUACUUUGAUAUGUCUCAUCUUCUCUUUGCUUGGCCUGGCCGUUGUGGGAGGGGUGAAGAACUGCCAUCCACAAUGUCGAUGUGAGGUGGAAAGCUUUGGUCUCUUUGACAGUUUCAGUCUGACCAAGGUGUACUGCAGUGGGAUCGGCCCCGGGACUGCUCCUGUCCCCAUCCCUCUGGACACCUCUCAUCUCGACCUCUCCUUGAACUCCAUCACCUCCAUUACUGACUCGAUGCUCUCUGGCCCAGGUUACACCACCUUGGUCAGUCUGGACUUAAGCAACAAUCAAAUUUCUCAAGUCACUCCCAAAGCGUUCUCCAAGCUUCGCUACCUAGAGACGUUGGACUUGAGCAACAAUGGUCUUCAGAGUCUCACCGAUGGCUGCUUUACCGGUCUCCCUCUGGUUGACGUGGACCUUAGUGAAAACCGAUUCAAGGAGUUCAGUCUUGAUCUCUUUACUAGCAGGGUACAGGAUAUACCAGUCAUAGUGGACCUGUCCAAAAACUUUCUCGAAACCAUUUCCAGGAAGACACCUGGCAAUCCUCUUUACAUAAAGAGUCUUAUGCUUGCAGGGAAUAGAUUGAAAAAGGUGCCAACGCUUAUUGGAAUUCCUCUUCAGUAUCUCUAUUUGGAUGGAAAUCUUAUCUCCAACAUUGACACUGGGGCCUUUGAAUCAAUGACAGAACUUGUUUACCUGUCUCUCAGUGGCCUGCUUGAGCUGACAAUGAUACAGCCUGGCAGUUUCAGGGACCUGAGGAACCUUCAAGUCUUAGACCUAUCAAAGAACAGCCAACUCAAGACUUUGAGUCCAGAUGUAUUUAGUGGACUUGUCUCUUUACAAGAGCUUAAUUUGUCCAAUACUGCCAUCACACCAUUGUCGCAGACCGUCUUUACCCAAAUGCCAAGUAUAAAAAGUAUAAUUCUGGGGCCAAAUGUACAUUGCUGGAAGACGCACAAGCAAGGACAGUUUCAUAGACAGAUAGGCCAGGCCAAACCCAAUGAUAUACUUACCUGUGACGGUGCCGGUAUGAUCUUAUGAGCCUAAAAUGCCAAGAAUGACAUGAAAUAUGAAUAUAUCUGUGCCUUAUUCUACAAUUGAUCUUUAUUUUUUGAUAUUCCACAUUUGAUUUUAUUUGCACAUGCUAUGCACUAUGCAUAAGUUCCUUUACUUUACAUGUGUUUAUUGCAUUCUAACAUGCAAAGUACUUCGUGCGGACCCUUGCACUUUAGUUUACACUAUUCUUUUCUUUUCAUAUUUAAUAUAUCACUUUAGAUUUGCUGUGUGAUGUCAAGUGUGAUGUGAUGUGUUGUCAAUCUGGAAUAAGUUUAUUCUAUAUUCAUUAUUUGAUUCUAUAUUCAUUCUUUCAUAAGUUGAUUCUAUAUUCAUUCUUUAAAAAAUGUUUGUACAAACCAAAGUAGCAGGUCUUUGUGCCUUAUAAUUAAAACGAUUUAGAGCACAACUGAGGUAACUGCUCUGUUCUGGAACAGUGUGUUUGUAAUGAUGCUAACAUUUUGAUGCCCCACAUAAACUUAUGUUAAAUGACCAUAAUGAAUAAUGUUGAUUAUGUGGGAAUAUUUUCAGCAGCUUGAUUAUGGAAUAAUUUGCAAUGGGCCUUUAUUACUGAGGGCAAUAAUGUAUUUUGUUAUAUUUGUUACUUAGAUUUAACUGGCCAAUUAAACAUGGGCAUUUACAUUUUCAUAGAAGCCUUUUGAAUGAAUUACAAUAUGUGACAUUUAGUGAAUUAAAAAACGAUUUUGCACAGUAAAACAUUUUUUUUAGAUCAGAAGUGAAACAUUUUGCUAUUGAACCUGAAAACGUGAUUUAUAAAAUGCACAUCACUCAGACAGUCACUGGUUAAUAUCAUUUUAUAUCUAUAAUUUGGAUAUCUGUAAUCUGUCUGUCACAGAUGUUUACAUGCCAUUGUUCUGAGAUUUUGCACUUUUGAUAUCCUCAUAAGGUUAUUUGAGGUUUGAAUGGAUUGCUAAACAUGAUAGUUGUUCAUCAUAAGGAAUGUUUUAUAUUUGUAUAAAAUUAUACUCCGUUAUGUAUGAUAAUCAACUAAACAAAUAUUAGUAUUGUUGUAAUUCCUUGGCUCUAUACGUUCACCCAAAAAAUUAAAAUUGUCAAUAUUUAUUCAUCCUCAUGUCAUUCAAACCUCGCAUGAAUUGUUUUUCCAUGUUCAUCAUGCAUAGCUAUCAUAUAGCUUCAGAAGACUUGGUAUAUAUAACACAAUUUGUAUUGACUACAUUUAUGAAACUUUUAUGCUUCUUUUUGUCUUUUUUGGAGCUUAACAGCCUGAAUUCCCAUUCAUUUUCAGUAUGGAAAGGAGUAGCCAGUAGCCUCAACAUUUCUCCUUUUGUGUCUCACAGAAGAAUAAGUCAUAGGGUUUGGAACGCCAUGAGUAAAUGAUGACAGAAUUUUUAUUUUUGUAAACUAUCCAUUUAAGCCUGUGUUUAAAUGCACAAUUUGAGUAUUACUUACCCAAACAGUAUUAAAACUUGCAGACAAAGUUAAGCCAGUGCUAACGUGCUUUUUCUGAUGACUUGCUGAGUCACACAGUGCACUUAGUCAUAACAGAGGACCAAAUAAUGUGGUUCACCCCAGUCUAUUCACACAACCAUAAUUUGUGGUUGUCCACACAUGCCCAGCAGAAACCUAAAGGGAUUUGUA
Molecule: messenger RNA, 2905 nt
Organism: Xyrauchen texanus (razorback sucker)
Lineage: Eukaryota; Metazoa; Chordata; Actinopteri; Cypriniformes; Catostomidae
Product: tsukushi-like
Exons: 2
Coding region: 221-1273 (350 amino acids)
Cellular component (GO): extracellular matrix
Molecular function (GO): protein binding
Source: RefSeq, a predicted model, not a curated record